CUUCAAGCUCUCGACAUCCAAGAACGAUGUCACGGAGGCCCUCAAAUGGAUUUUUUUAGCUUCUGUACCUUAAAGAUGAUGCCCUUAAGAGCACUGGCAGGGUUCAAAGGCUGAGGCCUCUUUUUGUUUUUGUGUUUGCCUCCAUUUCACCUGGUGCCCUUUUUUUUUUUUUUUCUUCUUCUCUUCCAUUCCUACAAGCAUGAAGUCUAAGCUCACUCACCAUGUCCUCGCAGGGGAGGGUCGCCCUCCAUGGUAUAGAAGCGAUGGUCAGAACUGUGAUUGUUACGUCGUCGGUAUUGCAGGCGGCAGUGCUAGUGGAAAGACUAGUGUCGCGCAAAGGAUCAUCAAGAACUUGAACGUACCCUGGGUUGUACUUUUGUCCAUGGACUCGUUUUACAGGGACUUGAACGACGAAGAACUCGAGAUUGCGCACAGAAAUGACUGGGAUUUCGAUUCACCCAACUCUUACGACUACGACCUGUUGCUGGAGACGAUCACAAAACUCAAGGAAGGGAAGAAGGUCGAUGUGCCCAUUUACGAUUUCGAAACACACAAGAGGGUGCCAAACAAGCACAACACAGUCUACGGCGCCAAUGUGGUCAUCUUUGAGGGAAUCUUUGGAUUGUACGACAAGAAGGUGCUGGAGAUGCUGGAUCUCAAAGUCUUUGUGGACACAGAUGUGGAUAUUUGCCUUGCGCGACGAAUCAAGCGCGAUGUUGCAGAGCGCGGAUUCGAUGUCUCCGGAGUGCUUAAGCUGUACCAGAGAUUCGUCAAGCCAUCAUACGACAACUAUGUAUACCCCACCAAGAAGAGCGCAGACGUGGUCAUUCCUCGUGGACUAGAGAACUUGGUGGCAAUCGAUCUGUUGACAAAACACAUCCAGCGUCAGCUUCAGGAACGCAAGAUGCAAUCGCGCUGGGACAUGGCCAGGAUAAACCCACCAGAGGAACUCCCAUCGAACGUGAUUGUGCUUGAAAAGACAAAGCAGAUUAUGGGCCUGCACACUAUUAUUCGCGAUAUCAGCACAUCUCGCCAUGACUUCAUAUUUUAUGCAGAUCGCCUUGCCACCUUGGUCAUCGAAAGAGCCCUGAAUGAAUUGCCAUAUGAAGAUCACCUGGUGACAACCCCAACUGGCAAAACCGUGCACGGACUCGAUCUCAGACCCCACAUUGGCGGUGUCUCUAUCCUGCGUGCCGGAGGCACUAUGGAGAUUGGUCUCCGUCGCGUCAUCCGCGACGCGAUCAUCGGCAAGAUCCUGAUCCAGACCGACCCCUCGAAUGGUGAACCCCAAUUGCACUACUGCAAACUCCCCCCUUCCUUACAGAACAAACAGGACGAUACGUUCAUCUUCUUGAUGGAUGCAGUGGUCGGCACAGGCGCUGCCGGACUGAUGGCGAUAAGGGUACUGUUGGAUCAUGAUGUCCCCGAGGACAGGAUCAUUUUUUUGAGUUUCCUGGCUGCACCUCAAGGGCUGUACACUAUCUCGAACGCGUUCCCCAAAGUCAAGAUCGUCACUUCCUAUGUAGACCCGGUUCUCAAUGCCAACACCCUCUUCCUCGAACCAGGACUUGGUAACUUUGGAGACCGGUAUUUUGGAACAGAGACAGAUUAGAACAGGAUGGUGAGCAUGUGUAGUUUGUUGAGAAACAGUAAUAACGAAUCUUUCCGUUUAGUCUUUGUUUUAUUGUUGUUUGAAACGAUGAAUGCAUGCUAUAAAGAUGUUUGAAGUAUCUUUUACCAGCAAAAGUAUAAGAUACAGAAGAGAGUGAGUGGAGUUUUAGAAAGAGAGAGGAUAGAGACCGGAUUAUAUAUCUGGUUUUGUUCACUCGGCCUUCUUGGGGUGCUUGAUGGUGAAGCACCAGAUGUCAAAGUAGUCGCACAGAUCGUUCACGACGUUGAUGGCAAAGUGUGCAUAAGCGGCCGCCGAGAACGCAAGGCAACUCCAUAGGUAAAUAUCCUCAAUGUGCGAUCCAAAAAGUCGGUCACUAGUUAUUCAAAAAAAAAAAAAAAAAAAA
Messenger RNA from Gamsiella multidivaricata, 2015 nucleotides. RefSeq names its product uracil phosphoribosyltransferase-domain-containing protein. The transcript is spliced from 11 exons. NCBI's taxonomy places the organism in Eukaryota, Fungi, Mortierellomycota, Mortierellomycetes, Mortierellales, Mortierellaceae. Gene Ontology annotation, cellular component: cytoplasm. Bases 200 to 1612 code for a protein of 470 amino acids. The record is from RefSeq and is a predicted model, not a curated record. Gene Ontology annotation, molecular function: kinase activity; ATP binding.